AUGGACCCUCGCAAGUCUGACGCCAUUCACAAUGAGCGCUUCGUGAAGAUCAUUUGUGUGGGUGCUGGUGCAUCGGGUCUCUGUCUAGCGUACAAGCUCCAGCGAUCUUUCAGACAAUUCUCCCUCACAAUCUACGAGAAGAACCCCGAUGUCUCCGGCACAUGGUAUGAGAAUCGCUAUCCAGGCUGCGCGUGCGACGUCCCCUCCCACAACUACGCCUACUCAUUCGAGCCGAAACUCGACUGGUCCAGUGUCUAUGCGGGCUCCGCCGAGAUCCGACAGUAUUUCCGAGGGUUUGCCACCCGGCACAAUCUCUGGCAGUACAUCAAACCCUCCCAUCGGGUGGUGGAAACCCGCUGGAUCGAGGCGAGUGGAAAGUGGGAAGUCCAGGUCACGGACCUGGCCUCGGGCCACGUUCUCCACGACUGGUGCCAUAUCCUCGUGCACGCAACGGGCUACCUGAAUCAGCCCGCUUGGCCCCAGAUCCCCGGCUGGAAGGAUUACACGGGGAUCACGCUUCACAGCGCCGACUACGAUGAAACGGUCUCCUUGGCGGGGAAGGAUGUCCUCCUGAUCGGCGCGGGUUCCUCGGCCGUGCAGAUCCUACCGGCCAUUCAACCGAUUGUCAACCGGGUCAAAAUCUUCAUCCGUUCCCCAACGUGGUUGCUGCCCGAUAUCAGUACCGAGGCGGGACAGUUCUCGCCGGAACAGAUCGCCCGGUUCGUUGAACACCCGGAGAGCGUACAGCGGCUGCGCCUCGAGAAUGAGCGCACGAUGAACAGUAUCUUCACCAUGUAUCUCCGGGACACCGUCCUCCAGCGUCAAAGUCGCGAGCUCCUGGAGUCUGUAAUGCGGAAAGGUCUGCCGAAGGAGGAGAUGCAGCGACGACUCAUUCCCACCUUUGCCGUCGGCUGCAAGCGCGUGGUACCGUCCGGCUUCCGGUACCUGGAGACCCUGUCGAAGGCCAACGUCGAGAUCGUCUACGGCGGGGUGUCGUCCGUCUCGGCGACGGGCUGCUGCAGUGAGGAAGGGACGGCGCACCGCGGCGAUGUCAUCCUCUGCGCCACCGGCUUCGACGCCUCGUUUAUCCCGCGCUACCCUAUCCUGGGCCCCGGGGGACGCAACCUGCAAGCCGAGUGGGCCCAGGAGAUCGGGGGCUACAUGGGCGUGGGCAUCUCGGAGUUCCCCAACACCUUCACCAUGCUCGGGCCCUACACGUCGGUCCCCAACGGACCGACGCUGACCGAGCCCAUCCACUCCAUGGCCCCGAAGCGCGAGGCCUGCGCGGCCUUCACGGCGCAUGUGGCGGCCGUGAUGCACAAGACCGUGUGGACCGAUCGCUGCCGCAACUCGCACAACAACCAUGCCAUCAGCGGUCGUACCCCGACCACCUGGCCCGGGAGCACGCUGCACUACCUGGAGGCCAUCCGGGAGCCGCGCUACGAUGACUGGGACCUCCGCUACGCGGGCAAUCGAUUCGCGUGGCUGGGGACGACGGGCAUCUCCCAGGCCGAGUGGGACGCCACCGCCGACCUGGCCUAUUAUAUCCGGCAGGCCGAUGACGACGCCCGCUGGGCGAGUCGAUGGCGGCGCAAUCUCGCAGUCGCCAAGACGGGCACCAUGAUGCCGCCUCGCAUCCUGCACAGGCAGGCGAAGCUGGCGGCGAAAGAAGACGAUCGCCCAGACCGGCUUCAGUCUCGUGCGGAGUCCCCAGAGGGGGACCUCGUUCUCAGCCAAGCUUGA
Molecule: messenger RNA, 1743 nt
Organism: Aspergillus brunneoviolaceus CBS 621.78
Lineage: Eukaryota; Fungi; Ascomycota; Eurotiomycetes; Eurotiales; Aspergillaceae
Product: flavin-containing monooxygenase
Exons: 4
Coding region: 1-1743 (580 amino acids)
Source: RefSeq, a predicted model, not a curated record